Molecule: messenger RNA, 484 nt
Organism: Rhinopithecus roxellana (golden snub-nosed monkey)
Lineage: Eukaryota; Metazoa; Chordata; Mammalia; Primates; Cercopithecidae
Product: small ubiquitin-related modifier 1-like
Exons: 1
Coding region: 1-396 (131 amino acids)
Biological process (GO): protein sumoylation
Cellular component (GO): PML body; nucleus
Molecular function (GO): ubiquitin-like protein ligase binding; protein tag activity
Source: RefSeq, a predicted model, not a curated record
AUGUCUGACCAGGAGGCAAAACCUUCAACUGAGGGCUUGGGGGAUAAGAAGGAAGGUGAAUAUAUUAAACUCAAAGUCAUUGGACAGGAUAGCAGUGAGAUUCACUUCAAAGUGAAAAUGACAACACAUCUCAAGAAACUCAAAGAAUCAUACUGUCAAAGACAGGGUGUUCCAGUGAAUUCACUCAGGUUUCUCUUUGAGGGUCAGAGAAUUGCUGAUAAUCAUACUCCAAAAGAACUGGGAAUGGAGGAAGAAGAUGUGAUUGAAGUAUAUCAGGAACAAACGGGGGUCAUUCAACAGUUUACAUAUUCCUUUUAUUUUUUUUUUCUUUUCCCUCAAUCCUUUUUUAUUUUUAAAAAUAUUUCUUUUGUAAUGUGGUGUUCAAAACGGAAUUGAAAACUGGCACCCCAUCUCUUUGAAACAUCUGGUAAUUUGAAUUCUAGUGCUCAUUGUUCAUUAUUGUUUGUUUUCAUUGUGCUGAUUU